AUGGACUCCAAGGCCCAACAGGACACUGAAGAGGUGGAAGAAGAGGCCCACUCCUCUCUGGCCGACUAUCAGCCUUGUGGCCACCUGGGACCUCCAGCUGGCACCUCAACUCCCAGGGACAAGCAGUAUAUCAAGCCCUGGUCCUCACAGGUCUCCUUCCCCACCAACCUGCAGACAGACCCUGUGUCCAUGGACCCCCGGACCCUGCGGCUGCUGUGGGAACAGCGGGAACUGGAGAUCCAGGCCCUGCGGUGGGUUCUUCGAGGAGGCCGGGAUGCUCACUACCACCAGAUCCUGGAGGAAGUGGUUGGCAUCCCCCCAGAAAGGGGCUCCCGAAACCAGGAAAGGGUGCUGCAGAACCGGGUGCAGAAGCUGACCUUGGAGCUGAAAGAGCAGAAGCAGCAAGCCCAGCUGGAGAAGGAGCAGCUGCAGCAGCAGCUGGUACAGACCCUCCAGACACUGCAGAAGCUAGAGGAGGAACUGCAGGCUUUCCAGAAGUCCUGCCUCCUGCAGCUGGCCGGCUCCUCCUGGGUGGGCCGCAUCCUGCGCUCUCAGACUGGCAGUGUGGAGGUGGUGACAGCAGAGGCUGUGAUGGACACACUGGACACCUCAGAGAAUGAGAACGAGAGGGCCCCCCCGCCCAAGGAGGGCUUCCAGCUGAAGGAUGUGGACUGGAACAGUAUCGCCCAGCGCUACCCCAACCUGCAGCCCCGGCCGGCCCCACACCCGCCUGCAGCCACGUGGAGCUCCCAGUCCUACCACCGGAAGCCCUUGGAGGGCCACACCAAGAGCGUCGAGUGGAGCUUCCCGCCCUCAGCCUCCAGCAGCUCGCCCACCUCCUACACCUGCUCAGACACCUGUAGCUCCCAGCUAUCCAUGCCCUCCAUGGUGCAGAAGGUGACCGGGCACCCUCCCGGGGAGUGCAGCUCCUUCCAUGCUCAGCACAUCAGGGCCAAGGAGAAUCGUUUCCGCAAGGACCAGCCUGGGCGGCAGCCAGCAGAUCUUCAGAAAACCCUAGGGCACAAGCCCCACCAGGCCGACUUGAGGCCCGAGGCCAGUCCAGACACCAGCCACCCUCCCCCAGGGCUCGUGAGGGACACAGCCCCGCUCCCCGCACCCGCGUCCCACAGGCUGGCAGGGUCCGGCCUGAAGAUCGUGGCCGUUAGCAGCCGCGACAAGUUUAUCCGCAUCCUCAACCAGUCACUGGACGAGACCGUCGACCUGGGUGGCUUCGUGCUACAGCAGCUGGUGCGCAGCUUCCCCAAGGGCCGGUACCGCUUCCCGGCGGGCACAGUGCUGGAGCCUGGGCACCACGUCACGGUGUGGGGUGUGGGGGCCAGCAGUAAGAAGCACCAGCAGGCAUCCGUGGGCGGGGAGUUGGGCCGCAUCCACUCCGGCCACGGCUGCGUGACCCUUCUCCUCAACUCCAAGGGCCAGGUGCUGAGCGAGUUCCACACCCCACCCUCCGUGGCCCCUGUAUCCCCCUCCCGGGUGUUCUCCGACAACAUCGAUUUGUCCAUUGACCGCUUCCCGCUCGCAGAGGCCCCGCUGGACACGCACAGCCACGAGCAGCCCCAGCAGCCUCCGAGCCAGCCUGGGUCCCUGCGCAGGGGCCAGGCGAGGGGCCCCCAGGGAAAGCUCAGGAAGCCCAGGAGGGAUGUCUUGCCACUUCUGAGCCCCAAAAAGCGGGAGGCGUCUGGGUGGUCUGAGUGUACCAAGGCUGUGAAGCCCCUGCCCAGCUUACGGGAGGUCAGGCCCAGCCUUCAGGACAGAACCUCCAGGAAGGAGCACAGGGUCCAGGUGUGCCGGAAGGGCGUGGACUGCAGGUGCCCGAUGGUGGCCUUGUCCGUGCAACGCACAGCCGAGAGCAGGUAUGGCUUUCGCUUCCUGAGCUGUCUGCCCUUCACCGUGGACACCUGCGGGCGCCUGUGA
This is a messenger RNA of Echinops telfairi (small Madagascar hedgehog), 1932 nucleotides long. RefSeq names its product lamin tail domain containing 2 (gene LMNTD2). Gene Ontology annotation, biological process: chromatin organization. The coding region runs from base 1 to 1932 and encodes 643 amino acids. Lineage: Eukaryota; Metazoa; Chordata; Mammalia; Afrosoricida; Tenrecidae. Gene Ontology annotation, molecular function: structural constituent of chromatin. The transcript is spliced from 13 exons. The record is from RefSeq and is a predicted model, not a curated record. Gene Ontology annotation, cellular component: lamin filament.